CCCUCCUCGCCGCCGCCGCCGCCUCCUCGCUGCCUGGCAGCGUUGUUCUCUGCGGCGGAGGAGAGAAGUGCUAUGUCAGGAAAGUUCCGGGAGGGACUGGCUGGGGCCAUGCUCCCUGGGCUCUCCCGCUGGCGCCCGCGCGCUGCCCUUUGUAUGAGGCAGAAGGACUCCUGCGGAAGAUGGAACUCACUGUCCAUUUUCCAGAAUGUGUUUCCAAGCCCAUCAAUGGAACUUGAUGUUACUGUUCUGUGUUGAAAUGCUUAAAAAAUUGCAUCUCUGCCUGCAUCUUCCACCUUUCUGAAACCAUGGCCUUCUCGGCAGUGUUGACUGCAUCCCAUACUGGGGCAUCUAACACAACAUUUGUAGUCUAUGAAAACACCUACAUGAACAUCACAGCCCCCCCACCAUUCCAGCAUCCUGGUGUUGGUCCACUGCUUAGAUACAGUUUUGAAACCAUGACUCCCACUGGCUCAAGUUUCUUGACAGUGAAUAGCACAUCUGUGUCCCCAACACCAGCAGUUUUUAAGAGCCUAAACUUGCCUCUCCAGAUCAUCCUUUCUGCUAUAAUGAUAUUUAUUCUGUUUGUAUCCUUUCUUGGGAACUUGGUUGUUUGCCUCAUGGUUUACCAGAAAGCUGCCAUGCGAUCUGCAAUUAACAUCCUCCUUGCCAGCCUGGCUUUUGCUGACAUGUUGCUUGCAGUGCUGAACAUGCCCUUUGCUCUGGUAACCAUUCUUACCACCAGAUGGAUUUUUGGGAAGUUCUUCUGUAGAGUAUCUGCUAUGUUUUUCUGGUUGUUUGUGAUAGAAGGAGUAGCUAUCCUGCUCAUCAUUAGCAUCGACAGGUUCCUUAUUAUAGUCCAGAGGCAGGAUAAGCUAAAUCCAUAUAGGGCUAAAGUUCUGAUUGCGGUUUCCUGGGCAGCUUCCUUUUGUGUAGCUUUUCCUCUGGCUGUAGGAAACCCUGACCUGCAGAUACCAUCACGAGCCCCCCAGUGUGUGUUUGGGUACACAACCAAUCCAGGUUACCAGGCUUAUGUGAUUUUGAUUUCUCUCAUUUCUUUCUUCAUUCCAUUUCUGGUAAUAUUGUAUUCAUUUAUGGGCAUACUCAACACCCUUCGGCACAAUGCCUUGAGGAUCCAUAGCUACCCCGAAGGUAUAUGCCUCAGCCAGGCCAGCAAACUGGGUCUCAUGAGUCUCCAGCGACCCUUCCAGAUGAGCGUCGACAUGGGCUUUAAAACACGUGCCUUCACCACCAUUUUAAUUCUCUUCGCUGUCUUCAUUGUCUGCUGGGCCCCGUUCACCACUUACAGCCUUGUGGCAACCUUCAGUGAGCACUUUUACUAUAAGCACAACUUUUUUGAGAUUAGCACCUGGCUACUCUGGCUCUGCUACCUCAAGUCAGCAUUGAACCCACUGAUCUACUACUGGAGGAUUAAGAAAUUCCAUGAUGCCUGCCUGGACAUGAUGCCUAAGUCCUUCAAGUUUCUGCCACGGCUUCCUGGUCACACAAGGCGGCGGAUACGCCCCAGUGCUGUCUACGUGUGUGGGGAACAUCGGACGGUGGUGUGAAUAUUGGAGCUGCCUGAUAUUUUGGAUGAUGGCUGUUCUUUAUUGAUUUUCUUUCACUUGACUUCUCCACUAACACUUUUUUUAAAAAAUAGGGUUUGUAUGUGCGUGUAUGCAGUGUAAAGAUAGAAUGAUAAUUACGGACCUCUUACCAAGGAUAUACAAUAGGAAAAUGAUCACACAUGUUACCUCCAGGGUUUAGGACAAAUCCUUGAUUUAGGAUGGAGAGAGAGUUUUUUUUUUUUCUUUGAUGGACUUGUUUCUGUAGGAGGAAUCAAGAUUGUGCUUUUCAGAGCCUGCAGUCACAAUGAAUUGUGGGUGUGCUGUCUGCUGCUUAGGUGGUAUUCUUAGUUGAGUUUAUCCAUUCUUCUCUUCUGGAAGACACUGCUGCUUUUUGCCAUCACGUUGGAGCCAAAACCCCAUACAUCUCAGUUGAUACAUAUUUAGUUUUAUUUUAAAAAAUAAUCCAAGGGGUUAGUGACAUAUUUUAAAGGUCUUUACUAUUUACUUUGGUGCACUUUAAGAAACAAUGUACAAAUUAAUUCAGUCAUGUUUUUCAGAAUAGCUUUUAUAUGUGACAUGGUGUGCUUUAGGAAACAUGCAUUAUCAUAUCUAGGAAAAUAACUUUUAUGGUUUAUCCACAUGUACAGUUUUAAAGGAGAGAACAAAAAAAUGUAGAAAUUCUUCUAAGCACAAUUGUAACUCUUCAGAGCAAUAGGGUAACAUUGAGGAGACAGAGUACCUUUCAAAUUUAAAAGGGGCCAGGGUAGUGACUGGAGCAGGCUGUAGGGAUUCCUUUUAUUCAAGGAUUCUUGCCAAGUGUAGCAGGGAGAGGGGGUUACCAAUUAUGGAAGCCACCAUGUGCCAGGAAUUGCGUCAUUUUGUCCUCACAGCAUCCUGUGGGAUAGGUGUUACUUUUUCCUUUUUCCGGAUGAAGAAAGCAAGUCUCAGAGGGACUACAUUUCUGCCCAAGGUUAAUGGAAGAACAGGGACCCAACGUGAGACUGUGCUGUUCUACUGUGCCAUAUAGCGCCUCUUUCAGUUUAGAUGUUUCACAGUCAGAUGGGAACUC
This is a messenger RNA of Tupaia belangeri chinensis (Chinese tree shrew), 2634 nucleotides long. RefSeq names its product G protein-coupled receptor 63 (gene GPR63). Gene Ontology annotation, molecular function: G protein-coupled receptor activity. Gene Ontology annotation, biological process: G protein-coupled receptor signaling pathway. NCBI's taxonomy places the organism in Eukaryota, Metazoa, Chordata, Mammalia, Scandentia, Tupaiidae. The transcript has 2 exons. Bases 306 to 1565 code for a protein of 419 amino acids. The record is from RefSeq and is a predicted model, not a curated record. Gene Ontology annotation, cellular component: membrane.